Schistocerca americana (American grasshopper) is the source of this 1065-nucleotide messenger RNA. Its product is annotated as outer dense fiber protein 3-like protein 1. The record is from RefSeq and is a predicted model, not a curated record. Bases 1 to 504 code for a protein of 167 amino acids. The transcript is spliced from 4 exons. Lineage: Eukaryota; Metazoa; Arthropoda; Insecta; Orthoptera; Acrididae.
AUGGCAGAAGAUGAAGAAAAUAAAAGGCCUAUGGUUGCUGCUGCCCAGAAGGGGCCGGCGCCGAACGCUUACGGGCUGCCGCCGCUGGUGGGCUACGACAACCAUGACGUCACCAAACAUCGGAUGCCCGCAUACACCAUGCGGAAGGCGCUGAAGAGGGCGGUGUGGCGCCUGGGCCCAGGGCCGAAGUACGCCUUCCAGAGGAACCUCACACGCUACGGGCCCAACGGCACGCCGCAGUACUCCAUGGCCAAAAAGAUACGCCCACUGCCGCGCCUCAACGUACCGGGCCCCCCCGCCUACUUGACGGAGGAGGUGCCGCCGAUGCGGACGGACCGCGCGCCGGCCUACAGCCUGGGCGACCGCACCAAGCUGCGCAGCGAGGACUUCAACCCGGCGCCCAACAUUUACGUCAUGCCCGAAUACCUGGGGCCCAGCCAGCCAAUCAAGACGUCGGCACCCGCCUACACAAUAUUAACAACCCAGUGGUUCAAGUUGCCAUGAGUUCGUGUUAACAGUGCUGACACAUUUUGCAAUGUGUGUGGAGAAGUGACAUUUGCAUCACAAAUACAGCAAAUAACUAUAUUGAUUAAAAAAAAAGCUUACAGUUGUUGUUUUGGGUGUAAAGUAGGUGAUCAGGAAGUAUGGGAAUAUUUUAAGACAGUCUUUUUACAGUGCUUAGGGAACAAACGAGCAAUAAAUUGCAAGGAGAUUGUAGAUAACAUGUCAUCUUAUGAAAAAACUUGGUUGCAACAUGUCACUGAAAAUGUAUUUCUUACAUAGUCAUCUUGACUUCUUCCCAAAGAUUGUGGUGCAGUAAGUAAUGAACAUGGGGAGCGAUUUCAUAAAGAUAUUGCCACAUUUGAGAAGAGGUAUGCCAGAAAGAGGAGCCCCAAUAUUUUAGUGGAUGACUGCACGAUUGUCAUAAGUGAUGUUCCCGAGUAUGUGUAUAAACGUCAAGCCAGGCAAAAACGGUCAUCUUCUGAAUUUAUCUCUGAACAAAAUAUGUAAUUGUAUAUACUGUACGUUAUGGAAAUUUAACAUUUAUAAUCCCUUAUAUACAUU